This is a messenger RNA of Tachyglossus aculeatus (Australian echidna), 3030 nucleotides long. RefSeq names its product ADAM metallopeptidase domain 8 (gene ADAM8). Lineage: Eukaryota; Metazoa; Chordata; Mammalia; Monotremata; Tachyglossidae. The transcript is spliced from 25 exons. The record is from RefSeq and is a predicted model, not a curated record. Gene Ontology annotation, molecular function: cell adhesion molecule binding; metalloendopeptidase activity. Gene Ontology annotation, biological process: regulation of cell-cell adhesion; inflammatory response; positive regulation of cellular extravasation. Bases 1 to 2715 code for a protein of 904 amino acids.
AUGGUCAAGUGGGGUCAUCCCGCGGCCCUCCGGCCCCCGGUCCGGCCGAGAUCUGUGACCCCCCCAACCAUCCUGGUGAAAGGCGGAGCAAGCGUGGCUCAUUCCUCUCUCCUCCUGCCCCACGUGGACCAGUAUGAGGUGGUGUUACCCCAUCGACUGCCUUCCUUUCGGGCCAGGAGAGAUCUCGCCUUGAAAUCCAACUCCUAUCCAGAAAGCGUCAGCUACGUCAUAGGCUCCAGACAAGACAAUUACACCCUUCACCUCCGGAGAAAUCGGGACCUGAUGGGACCGCGCUACACGGAGACCUACACGUUGGCCAACGGCACCGAGGUGACGGAACAGCCGGACACUCAGGCUCACUGCUUUUACCAGGGGCAUGUGGAGGGGCACAACAACUCAGCAGCUAGCAUCAGCACCUGCCGUGGACUCAGGGGCUUCUUCCAGACGGGUUCGACAGUGUAUUUAAUUGAGCCGCUGGAAGACAGAGAGGAGGGAGAACACGCCAUGUACAAAGAAGAGCAUCUCAGGGAGAAGCUGGUAACCUGCGGCGUGUCCAACACCACUCUGGAUCAUGACGUGGAACCGAGAGUGGCUGCAGCCUACAGGCCUCGGGAUUGGAAAUCGGGGUCCGUUCCGAAGGAAACCCGCUACGUGGAGCUCUUCGUGGUGGUGGACAGCACGGGGUUCCGGAAGAUCGGAAACCUGAGGACAGUGCAGGAGCGGGUAAAGCAAAUCGUCAAUCACGUGGACAAGCUUUAUCAGAACCUCAAUUUCCGGGUGGCUCUGAUCGGCCUCGAAGUGUGGACUUUCUCAGACAAGAUUGAAGUGAGCUCCAGCCCGGAUGCCACGCUCAACAAUUUCAUCGCCUGGCAGGGGAAGGAUCUCAAGAGGAGGCACAAGUUUGAUAAUGCCCAGCUGAUAACGGGUGUAGAUUUUCAGGGAACCACGGUGGGUCUGGCCCAGGUGUCAACUAUGUGCUUACUGGAGUCUGCGGCAGUAAACGAGGACCACAGUACUAAUCCAAUUGGAGUGGCAUCUACCAUGGCCCACGAAAUGGGACACAAUCUCGGGAUGACCCAUGAUGAAAACGUCAACAGCUGCUUUUGUACAGCAUCGAAGGAGAACGGCGGAUGUAUUAUGGCAGCCAGUCUUGGCAACGUGUACCCCCGGAUCUUCAGCAGCUGCAGCCGAGACAACCUGCAGAACUUCAUCAGUAACCCCUGGACGGACUGCUUGAGGAACGCCCCCGAUCCCACCAGGCUCUACGGAGGCCCGGUCUGCGGGAACAAAUUCCUGGAGAACGGAGAAGAGUGUGACUGUGGCACUCCUCAGGAAUGCACCAACUCCUGCUGCAAUGCCACCACCUGCAGACUGGCAGAAGGAGCAGAAUGUGCCCAGGGCAGCUGCUGCAGCCGCUGCAAGGUGAAGCCGGCGGGGGAGCUGUGCCGGAGCGUGCAGAGCGACUGCGACCUGGCGGAGCACUGCACGGGGCUGAGCGCCGAUUGCCCCCAGGACGCCUUCCGCCAGAACGGCCUGCCCUGCCCCGGAGGCUACUGCUACGACGGGCUCUGCCCCAGCCUCAGUGGCCAGUGCCGGGCCAUCUGGGGGGCAGCCUCCCAAGCCGCUUCAACCGAAUGCUAUCAGCUCCGCGCUUCCCUUGAGCCUCAAGGCUGCUCUGCGACACACAGCCCUACACAGGCAAACUGGUGCGGUGCGCUGUUCUGCUCCAGGGGAAAUGGAAACGGGCCACAUAGAAGCUGCCCCAUCCCCUUGGCGAGAACAACGUGCGUUAUGGCCAUCAUCCAAGACGAACAAAGGAAGUCCUUUGAGAUGGUGCCAACUGGCACCAAGUGUGGCGAGCAGAAGGUCUGCUACCAAGAAAGAUGCCAGGACUUACUGGUCUACGGCCCCAGGAACUGUUCUUCCAAGUGCAGCGGCCAUGGGGUUUGCAACCACAAAAGGGAGUGUCACUGUGACCCAGGAUGGGCUCCACCUUUCUGUAACAAAAAGCAAACAGGUCUGAGAUCAGCUGCCACCGAACAGACUGUUGUCCACAGUACACUUCACCCAAACGCCUUCCCGGGCCAAACCAGUUUCCAUGUGACUAUAGGCGCGUCCACAACCGGAACCACCAACCUGUUGCUCAAGGAAACAGCGUACUGGUCAGGAAACAGCGCAUUGGUGGGUGUCCUGGUGGUGUUGGGUGUGCUGGCUGUACUCAUCAUCUUUGGGGUCAUCCUCUUCAGGUGGAAAAUCAAACCCAAUCUCCAGAAAAGAAAAAUGGCCACCAAGACCAUCUCUGGCCUGUCGAACCCACUGUUCCAGGAGGGCUGCACCAAGGAUCCGGCGAGGAACACCGUCCAGCCGUCCAGCAUCGGCUCCCCGGCGCUGGUCUCCACCACCUCCAACAUCAAAACUUCCAACGCCCCCUUUGUUGCCGUUGUUCCCAGCCAACAUCCCCCUGCGGCUCCAGCAGCCGGACCCAAUGCCCCCUUCAGAUUGCCAGUUUACUCCAGUCAUCCUCCUGGGAACCAGAUCCGACCUGCUCCGCCUAAAAAACCUCUUCCAGAGCUGAAGCCCAAACCGGGAAACAAACCAACUUCAGCUCCUCCUCCAGUCCCACCUGCCAAAUAUCCUGCUUUUAUGUCACAGCCCACUCAGCCCCAGGGAGCCGGCCCGAAGGUGCCCCUGAAGCCCCCAACCCAGCAGAGGUGACCACCCAGAUGAACCCCAAGGAGCAAAGACAAUCGGGAGACCCCUGCUUUGCAUGAUUUGAGCAAGUUGACUUCUAGCUUGGACAGCGCCAUGAUGUUUACCCUAGGCAGUUCUCAAAUGUCUUCCUAGGAUCUCAGCCAUUUCCACUGAAAUCCUUCAAACAACUGUGCCUUCACACCAAUGAUGGGACAUUUACAAGCACCAACAAGUGUCUACAACUGCUGGACAAGAAUUUGGGCCAUGGUACCAGGGGAAAGUUAACAUUUUCAUUACAACUGGAGGGGUUUUUGUUUGUUUUUCAUGGUAUUUGUUUAG